AUGGCGGCGGCGGCCCGGGAGCACGUGGAGAGGAUCCGGCGCGACCGCUACUACAUUGGCCGCGGCGAGCAGAACCCGCUAGCCGAGGACAUGCACCAGGCCGUCAACUACCUCAGCCAGGAGCUCUACUCCAGGGACGUCCACUUCCUCAUGGAGCUCGUCCAGAAUGCUGAAGAUAAUGAGUACCCUAGCGGAGUAGCGCCAUCUUUGGAGUUUCUAGUUACAUCCAAUGAUGUUACUGGAUCUGGUGCAUCAUCUACUUUGCUCAUCUUCAACAAUGAGAAAGGCUUCUCUCCAUCCAAUGUUGAAUCCAUUUGUCGUGUUGGAAAGUCAACUAAAAAAGGAAACAGGGACAAGGGAUACAUCGGAGAGAAAGGUAUCGGGUUCAAGAGCGUUUUCCUGAUAUCGAGCCAGCCCCAUAUAUUCAGUAAUGGCUACCAGAUCAAGUUCAAUGAGAAGCCUUGUUCGGAGUGUAACAUUGGAUACAUUGUCCCUGAGUGGGUUGAGUCAAAACAGAUCCUUUCAGACAUAAAAAAGAUAUAUGGGCGAUCCAAGGUCCUCCCAACAACCACUAUCAUCUUGCCUCUGAAGGACAAGAAGGUUAGUGUCGUAAAGCAGCAACUGUCGAGCUUGCAUCCAGAAAUGCUACUGUUUCUGUCAAAGAUUAGGCGGCUCUCUGUACAGGAAGCCAACUCCAAUCCAAAAGGCAGCACAGUCAGUGAGAUUGCAAUAUCUAGUGAAAAGAACUACCAAGCGAGGAAGAACAUGCACGCAGAGUCUUACACGGUCCAUUUAUCAGCUCAAGAGAAUGGGAAAGAAGAAGAGUGUGGCUACUAUAUGUGGAGGCAGAGUUUCCCAGUAAAACCAGAGAACAGAGUGGACAAACGUGCGGAGAUCGACGAGUGGGUCAUCACCCUGGCCUUCCCGCACGGCGAGCGUCUAUCCCGUGGGAAGCAGAUAUCACCUGGCGUCUAUGCUUUCCUUCCCACUGAGAUGGUGACGAACUUCCCAUUCAUCAUUCAGGCCGACUUCCUCCUUGCAUCUUCAAGAGAGGCUAUACUGUUUGACAGUCCCUGGAACAAGGGGAUUUUGGAGUGUGUCCCAAGUGCUUUCUUGAAUGCUUUUGUCGCGCUUGUGAAAUCUAGCGCUGACGCACCAGCAAUGUCCUUACCGUCUAUGUUUCAUUUCCUGCCGGCCAAUCCUUCACCAAUCCCAGUACUUGAGCCGGUUAGAUCUGGCAUCAAAAACAAGAUUCUUGUCGAGGAUAUAGUGCCAUGCGAGUCUCAUAGUUCGCAGAAAAUAUUUUGCAAGCCAGGUGAGGUUGGACGACUGAAACCAGCCUUUUGGAGUAUUCUCAGCAAGGCAAGGGAAUCUGGAGUUGACCUAAAGAAUCUUUCAACCCAUGGAAGCUACAUUCUGAGCUCUCAUUUCGAUAAGUCCACGUAUAAUACCGUGCUAUCAUUUCUUGGUGUUAAAAGUGUGAGCAAUGAGUGGUACGCCAAAUGCAUUGAGGGCUCGAAUCUUGUCAAGGAGGUAAAUGAACAGAUUUAUCUGGAAGUUUUAUCCUUUGUCGCCGACAAUUGGCAGAACUGUUUCUCCGGUACAAACAUGAUGUCUAUUCCCCUGCUAAAGUAUGUUGAUCGGAACAAUGCUCUCUCUUUCCGGAGCGUUUCUAGAGCUACUCAAUUGAGUGACAGAUUGUGCAUUGCAUCUGAGAAGAAGUGCAUACCUUGGCUUAUCAGCUGGAACCGGGAGUUCCCUUCUUCUAACCGCGUUUUUGUACCUCCCAGCACACAGGAAGCUCUACAAAAUUUCGCACAGAGAACAGCAGUAUCACAGUGGCUUCAGAGCUAUGCAAAGGUGGAGGCUGUGUCUGUCUACAGUUAUGGACUAGCGGUUCUUAAUUCCUUGAAUUAUGAUAGCAAGCCUGUUAUUGCUUUUGCCCAUUUUCUGUACCACUCGUCUCAGAAGGGUCACAUCGAGAGCUACCACUUGGCAGAACUGUGCCGUGCCAUGCCGGUAAUCGACAGCUAUGGCAGUGUGGUCAAGACAAGAAGCAGCCUUCUAGUUCCUGCGAAGGGCAGUAAAUGGGUAGGAUUGAUGGGCACGAACCCAUGGAGGAACCAGAACUACAUUGAACUAUCAGCAGACUACAAGUCGUCAGGCAGUUACGCUGGGAUCUAUGCACCUGAAGACCAGCUCUUGGCUUUCCUAAAGACACAACUGCAGGCUUCAGACAUUCCGUUCAUACACCCUCCAGAUGCAAGCUUUCCUACAGUCUCAUCGCCUCUGACUGUUGACAAUGCAAUCUUGCUUUUGCAAUGGAUACAGAAUCUCAAGUCAAGAAGAGUACAUUUACCGGCUAGAUUUCUGGCUUGUGUAAAACAGGGAAGUUGGCUGAGGACAUCAGUUGGAUACAAGCCACCAAAUGAAUCAUUUCUGUCCAGUUCUGAGUGGGGAGUUCUUCUGCAAAAUGGAUCUUCCUUUGUUGACAUACCAAUGAUUAACCAAAUUUUUUAUCAGAACAAGCUGCAUAUGUACAAGGAUGAACUCAAGGCGAUCGGAGUUCGAUUCGAAUUUCAGGAGGCGUCAGCGUACAUCGGCAGCCGCCUCAUGUCCAUGGCCGCAAGCAAUACACUGACCAGAGAGAAUGUGUACUCACUGCUUCGGCUGAUUCGCUUUCUUCGAGAGAAAGUUCUGUCUCCAAGCGAACUCAUCAACAGUGUCAAAGAUGGACAGUGGAUGAAGAGUACUAUCGGCUACAGGUCUCCGGUUGGGUGUAUCAUCUAUGAUUCAGACUGGGCAGUUGCAUCCUGCAUCAGCAGCCAGCCGUUCCUUGAUGUCAGGUUCUAUGGCGAGGACAUCCUUACCUACAAACCAGAGCUCAAAUUGCUCGGUGUUCUUGUUGGAUUUGAGGACAGCUACAAACUUGUGAUUGAUAAUUUCAAGUUCAGUUCAGCUGCUGUUACUCCUGAGGCUACUGUACUAAUCCUCAAAUGUAUCCGGCAUGUGAGCUCAUGUGACGCCUUCAUAAGAAAACUCAAAGAUUUGAAAUGGGUUAAGACCAAUGUGGGGUUCCGUGCUCCUAAUGAAUCUUUUCUUGUGGAUCCUCGAUGGGAGUGCCUUCUAAAGGUCUUUGAUGGGGUUCCUGUAGUUGAUUUCAGAUUUUAUGGGAGUAAGAUUAGUCCCUACAAAGAAGAGUUAGAAAAGACUGGCUUGAUAACAAGAUUGGAGGCGGCAUCGAAGGCUAUAGCUAACUUGUUCAACCAGAUGGUUCUGAAUUCAUUACUUCAAAAGGCGAGUGUCCUAGCUCUGCUAGCAUGUUAUCGGCAGCUGAAAACACAGGGCGCACUUCCCGUCGAGCUCUUGAGUUGCAUGCUGAAUGAGAAGUGGUUGUGCACAUCGUUGGGUUUCAGAUCCCCCAAAGAUGCAAUCUUAUUUAAUGCAGAAUGGCAGUCUCUAUCGUCAGUAGCAAACUUACCUUUCAUAGAUGACAGUGUCUCUAACCACGGUUUAAGCAAAGAAAUACAUGGUUAUAAAGAUGAGCUCAAGAAUUUAGGUGUUACUACUGAAGUGAAAGCUGGUGCUAGGUUUGUUAUCAAUGGCAUCAACAUUCCCAAGGAUCCUUUGCACAUGUCUGCAGCUACUGUCUUGUCAUUGCUCAUGUCCAUUCAGAGCUGGUUGGCUUCUUCAAGUAACUUCCCAAAGGGCUUUCUAGAGAAAAUCAAAGGCUGCAGUUGGUUGAGGACAAAAGUGGGGUUCCGAUGUCCCGAUGAGUCGAUCCUGUUUGAUCCAAAGAAUUCUUCAAUUCGCAUAGAAGAUGGCCCUUUCAUUGAUGAAGCAUUCUAUGGCUCGGAGAUAGCCUCAUUCAGAGAUGCCCUUGCGGCAAUCGGAGUAUCUGUGGAUGUUAGACACGGACAUGAGCUUGUUGCUCGGCAUCUGAAAAGCCACAAAAACAAGGCUACUAUUUCUCGUAUUUACACAUACCUUCAGGAGUGCAAUUGGGAGCCUGCAAACAAGACGAGUAAUUGGAUCUGGAUACCAAAUAAAAAGAAAAGUGGAGAGUGGGUGAGCCCUCUGGGUUGUGUUCUUCAUGAUAAGGACAACCUUUUCAGCCUGCAGCUGCAUGUCUUGGACAAAUAUUAUGACAAGAAGUUGCUGGACUUCUUUUCACAUGUUUUUGGUGUGAGGAAUGGUCCUAGCGCUAAAGAUCAUUGCAAACUAUGGAGCACAUGGGAGAGCUCUGUCGAUGCGCUACCUGUAGCUGACUGCUCUGCUUUCUGGCAGUUCAUUGCCAAGAACUGGAGCAAAAGCACGGAGAAGCUUCUUUCUGCUUGUGUCAAGGUUCCAGUUUGUACCGACGGAACCAUCCUUCUGUCAAAGAAAGUGGAUGUGUUUAUUCCUGAUGAUCUACUUCUCAAGGAUUUGUUCGACAAGCUUCCUAACCGGUCAUUGUUCAUCUGGUAUCCAUCUUCAAGCCUGCCUUCCAUGUCUCGAGCAAAGCUGAACAACAUCUACGGUAGGAUUGGAGUUCAGGCAAUAUCCAAAGCUGUUGGGAAGAAUGAUUCACUCACAUUGGAAAAUGUCAGUCCAACAAAAGCUGCUCGGCGUAAGGUGAUCAAUGUUGGUAUGAUCAAACUGGUCCUUGCUUUUCUUGCCGAUCCUGCUCUCGACAUUUCUGCUGAAGAGCGGCACAAGAUUGUUUCCUGCCUGCUCAAUGUGACGGUGCUAGAGACCAGCGAGCCGAUCACGGUGGGAUACAAGGUGAAGCUGUCCACUGGGGCCGUUUUGGAUGUGAAGGCCACACGGAAGCUCCGGUGGGAGAGGGAGAGCUCGAAACUGUACAUGCAGAAAAGCAAGCGUGCACCAGGCUACAAGGAGAAGUUGGAGUUUGCGACGAACUUUGCGGAUGAGGUAUCCCAGGGGCUGCUCUUCGAGAAGGCGGAGCAGAUCCCUUUGCUCGCGGAGCUCAUUAAAAUUGGUAGCUUGAUGGACUUCCACGCUGCCGCUGUCGAGUACCUUCUGAAAUCAAAAAAUCUGCAGCUCUUCCCUGAAGACGAAGAAUUCCUUAACACUAGAUCGCUAGGUCGUAGCAGGAACCGUUAGUGAUCUCUGGAGUUGCUCUUGCGCAUGCGACACAUGGGAGUGAAGUGGUG
This is a messenger RNA of Triticum dicoccoides, 5156 nucleotides long. RefSeq lists its product as uncharacterized. The transcript has 4 exons. Lineage: Eukaryota; Viridiplantae; Streptophyta; Magnoliopsida; Poales; Poaceae. The coding region runs from base 1 to 5106 and encodes 1701 amino acids. The record is from RefSeq and is a predicted model, not a curated record.